AUGUUGGAAGGAUCUUGUAUACACGAAUGGUAUCUAAACAUCACAUGGUUGAUCUGGAUAUAUAUUUCAUGGUUACAUAAAUAUUUAUUAGGGAGCAUCAAACGACGACGCCACAAAGAAAAUAUCAUCAAUAUUGAAUAUCUCGCUCAAUCGAUUCGAGACCAUGAAACGGGUAGUCGAAUUCAAAUUCUUCGAAAUGAACGAAAUUCACCAUCGAAUUCAGUACGUCGUCCAUCGUUAUCAUUAACAAAAACAGAGACUAUGACAAAAACUAAAACUAAAACUACACAUUUUAUUAAUCUAGGAGCAGCAAAUCAAAUAAUUGCCAUCGAUACAUCGUCGAAAACUGUUACAUGUGAACCUGGUGUAACAAUGGAGGAACUAGUCGAUGCACUGCUUCUAUAUAAUUUAGUUCCGGCUGUUGUUCCAGAAUAUAAAGCGUUAACAGUUGGUGGUAUAUUGGCUGGAGCAGGACUUGAAAGUUCGAGUUUUCGUUAUGGACAAUUUGGUGAUUUAUUAAUCGAAGCAACAUAUAUUUUAAGUAAUGGUCAAAUCAUAACUUGUAGUCCGACGAAUAAUUGUGACCUGUUCUAUGGAGCAUUAGGUGCAUGUGGAACAUUUGGAUUGUUGAUUCAAGCAACAUUGCGUGUUCUGGAAGUGAAAUCCGAUUGUUUCGUACAAUGUAAUUACUUUCGAACAAAUCGACCUAUGGACAGUUUAGCAUCGCUUUCUCAUCACGAUUAUGUUGAUGCGAUUGUUUUCUUGGAUUACACAGUGAUUAUUACGGGAGAACGAAUUGAUAACUUAACAAUGCCAAAAACAGCCAAAAUACAAACAUUUUCAAAAGCAUGGGAUCCAUGGUAUUAUCAACAUAUUAAAGCAGUUCACAGUAAAAGUAGUCUUACGAUGAUCACUGAAUAUAUACCACUGAAAGAUUAUUUGUUUCGAUAUGAUCGUUGUGCAUUUUGGAUGGGUCAUUAUGGGAUACAUCCAUUUCAAGACCAAAUUCAAUGUUUUCCACGUCGUAUUCGUAAUCUAUUGAAUUUGUUUCCUUUUGGAGGCUAUAACAUAUUGAGUAGAACAUUACUUGCACCCAUUUUUGCUACAUUUUCACUCUACAAUCGUCUUCAUGCUUCACCCAUAUCAGUAGUUGCCGAAAAAUCCCUCAUUCAAGAUGUUUACAUUCCGAAAUCGAAAGCUACCGAAUUUCUGACUUAUGUACAGUCUGGAAAGUUCUUUAUGGAACAUGACGGCAUUCUUGAACCGAUUUGGCUUUGUCCAAUUUGUUCAACACUUACAUCACAGAAGUUCAGUCCACAUUUUCGGGAAAAAGAUAGAAAUGACGACGAAUCAUUCAUCAAUUUUGGUUUGUGGACUCGUCAAUCUAAUUGGCAAAUAGGAACGUGUGGCGCUCGACAUGCAACAAAAGCAUUAGAAAGAGAAGUCAUGAGAUUAGGUGGACGAAAAAUGUUUUAUUCACUAGCUUACUAUUCAAGAGAUCAAUGGUCUAGUGUCUAUGAUGUUGAGUGGUAUAAAGAAAUGAAGAGAAAAUAUGACCCGGAAUACGCUUGGGGUGAUUUAUAUGAGAAAUUGAAUAGUUAUUAG
Molecule: messenger RNA, 1605 nt
Organism: Rotaria sp. Silwood2
Lineage: Eukaryota; Metazoa; Rotifera; Eurotatoria; Philodinida; Philodinidae
Source: the annotation of a GenBank genome assembly